AUGAAGGGCGAGAAACGCAGAAAUUACGACUCUUCACGCUUCAAGGAGGCUUAUAUGAAAGUUAUAAAGGAUAAUUGGUCAGUGUACAAGGCGUCGAAGGAAUAUGGCAUACCGUGGUCUACUUUGAGAAGACACAUAGCUACUCAUGGAGGUGAAAGUUUCGACUUACCUAAACUUGGGAGACCAUUCACAUUAGACAGCGACCUUGAAUGUAAGUUUGUUUCCUACAUAAUUAAAAUGCAAGAACUAGGAUUUGGUCUCAGCGUCACAGACAUCAAAGCUAAAUGUUACGCUUUAGCAGUCCAAGCAGGAAAAGAUCACCAGUUUAACGAUGCUAAACGUAAAGCUGGGCCUUAUUAG
Molecule: messenger RNA, 360 nt
Organism: Parnassius mnemosyne (clouded apollo)
Lineage: Eukaryota; Metazoa; Arthropoda; Insecta; Lepidoptera; Papilionidae
Source: the annotation of a GenBank genome assembly